CCUAAGAGGGGUUACAGAGACAUGACAGGGAGUUUAGCUAACAUUUGUUCUCUCUGAGAUGACUAUGGAAGUGAUAAAAAUAGUAUUACAAUAAGUAUGGGAUAUAAAAACAAUAACACCAUGGAUGCAAAGAGAGCAUACUGCCCUGGAGCCUCAGGGAACUUGACAAAACAAUUUCUUGUUCAAGAUCACAUGCUUGCACAUUACAAGAAGGUAUACACUGCAAAGGCUGCUGUGGAUACAUCAGCACCAAAAAGCAUGCAAAGUAGCAUCAAAUACACUGACCAAAAGCGUCGAGAGCGGUUAAAAAGGGAGACAUCUCAGCGAUCGUCACCCUCCAGGUCACUGAGGAGCAGAGAAUCAUGCUCCUCAAAAGCUAGCAGGACCUCUCUCCAAGCAGACGAGGAUGGCUGCCAUUACUUGGGGGGCUCUGUGAUGUCCUCGCCUAGGCUCAACACUUCAUUCCAUAUCAGAGAUAUUGUAUACCCGCCCCAAACCACGGCUGGGAGCACCCACAACACCCAUCGCUAUGCCUCCGAAUUCAACUACCGAGACAACCCUCAGAGGCACCAGUUCCUCAGGUCUUGUGGUACCACUGGCAGCCAAAGUGCAUUCAAAACUUUCCAGGACCCAGUUCAGAAGACAUACAGCGGAGACCUUAUGCUCAAGCACUCCAAGCAUUUCAAGCCCGAAAAGCCCUUCACACCCCGCACGUUGAAGAAGGAUAGCAAGUCCUACCUGUCCCAGUACCGCUUCUACACCCCCCCGCGGAGGAAACAGUCAGAGGAGACGAGCCCAAGGCUGGUGCAGCAGGACUCAACUCGUGGAAGCUCUGAAGCGAAGGACAACUUAGCUGCAGAAUGGGAUCUGCCACAGACAUUUGACCUUGAGUCUGAAAUACUUGAUGAAGACACCAGUCUAUAUGGGAAACACAGCAAAGUGAACAAGACAAAAGGCAACGGUUUUCUUUCAUCGUCCAGAAUGUCUCCAGAUGGAACCAAGUCUCCCAUCAUGCGGAAGGUGAAUGAAGAGGAAGAAGAGUUGCUCUACCUGGAGUUUAUUGCAGAUGUGACAAAUGAAAUCUUGACGUUGGGGCUGUACAAUGACCGAGUAUUGAGAAGGGUAUUUCGGCGUCAUAUUGAAACAAAUAAGCAUCGCCUGGAUGAGGAUAAAAUGCGCCACCUUCUGGACAUUUUGCAUCAUGAUAUUCAGAGUCCCUCAAAUGCCUCCACUUUUUGUGUACACCCUGCAAAAAAGCAAAGAGAGAAGGACACAUUUUCACAAGACGUCCCAAGCUUUAGUUCAGAUUUAACAACGCAGCCUAAAUUAGUGCACAGACCUUCCUCCUCCACCAUGUUUGACCGAGACCUUGAGUCACUGGGAAAGAGGAAUCGUUUAGUAGUUUCCACUCCUUUGCAACGCAGCCCAACCAGCAAUACAUCCUUUAGUCUGCAAGGAGAGACCGAAGAUGGCAAUUUAAGGUAUAGCCUAAGCAGCAGCUCACAUGCUCUGGAUAGAGGGACAGAAGAUCAAUCAUUCAAAUUUGAUCUAACCAGCUACAGUUCGCAUGCCCUGGACAGAGAGACGGAAGAUGGACCAUUAGAUUUGAACCUAGCGAGAUACAGUUCAGAUGUUCUGGACAAAGAGACAGAAGAUGAUCCAUUAGAUUUUAACCCAGCAAGGUACAGUUCAGAUGUUCUGGAUGGAGAAACGAGGAAAAGUAGCCCAACAGAUUGUAGCUCACCUGGUCUGGAUAGGGAAACCGAAGAUGGUCAAGAGCAGCAAAAUAUCAGAGAAGAUGAUUUGUCACCUGAAACUGAGCACAACCAUCUGACUCCUGAGGAGAAUGAAGCUCUUCAAUCCACAGAGGACAAUAACGAACUCUCUGGAGAGCUGGAGGAACUUGGAUUAAACAUGGCGUCUCUGCAUGUGUCUCAGACACCACCAAAGGCAAUUAAGGAUGAACAAGAUUUUAGCAUAUUUAGUGACGAUGAGUUUUGACUAAAGUAUUAUGAUGUAGCAGACAUUAGGUCAACUCAACACUGCACUGAAAGCACACACAGUUUUGGAGUUUUUGUUAAUAAGGUUUUUGAGGUUUUAUUCCACAGUUUUCAGACAUCAGUAAUAGUAGCUGUAUGACCCAUACUCACUUCGGUCAUGAGUAGCCUACAGAGGACAGUGCUUGUACUGUAUGCAACAACACAAAUGUGUUGUACAUGAACAGUGUGUCAUCUUCACAGCGUAUGAGUUUUAUUUAGCUGUAUUCUCUGUGAAAGAGGAUCUCUAGCCAUUGAAGAGAUCACAGUAUUUUUGUAGCCUUUUUCAUGUCAACAGGAAAAUAAAAUAUUUUAUAUUUCAA
Molecule: messenger RNA, 2359 nt
Organism: Sardina pilchardus (European sardine)
Lineage: Eukaryota; Metazoa; Chordata; Actinopteri; Clupeiformes; Clupeidae
Gene: spata7
Product: spermatogenesis associated 7
Exons: 11
Coding region: 97-2001 (634 amino acids)
Biological process (GO): microtubule cytoskeleton organization; protein localization to photoreceptor outer segment; photoreceptor cell maintenance
Cellular component (GO): ciliary basal body; photoreceptor distal connecting cilium; axoneme
Source: RefSeq, a predicted model, not a curated record